Messenger RNA from Brassica rapa (field mustard), 2671 nucleotides. RefSeq names its product UDP-glycosyltransferase 76C2. Gene Ontology annotation, molecular function: quercetin 7-O-glucosyltransferase activity; quercetin 3-O-glucosyltransferase activity. NCBI's taxonomy places the organism in Eukaryota, Viridiplantae, Streptophyta, Magnoliopsida, Brassicales, Brassicaceae. The record is from RefSeq and is a predicted model, not a curated record.
UUUACAAAAUAUUUAAAUAAUGUGUUAUGUGUAUAUUUAAUAAUAAUUAAGUUAGUUUUACGAGAAAUAACACAAAAUUAAAUAAAUUUGAUGGUUUAACUAUAUUUUUUUUGUUAGUAGAUGCUUACUGUUUAUAUUUUAAUAAUAUAGAUUUACAAAAUAAUUAAGGAGGUCUUAUUGGAUAAAGGAUUUGAGAGUAUUUCAUGUUUUUUUUUUCAAAUUUCCUCUUAUUAUAUCUAUCAUUAAUAAGGAUUAAUCAGUUGUAUAAGUUUUCUCAAAUUACAGUUUAUUGGAAAUAUGUAUCUUAUCAAUAAAAAAGUUUAAAUAGAAUUUUGUAAGAUUUGGAUGAUAUUUUAUAGUAAAAAAACAUUGAAUCAAAAUACCACCUCCUAUGAAGGGAAACUUUUUAAAAAGUAAAAAAAAGUUUACUUCACAUUUUAAAAAAAAUAAUUAACUGUACGAAAUUAAUAUAUAUAUAUAUAUAUUUGAAAAUCAGUUUUUUUGAAACUUUUAUAUAUUUUAUAUAUUUCAUGGAACGACAAAAUAUCAAAUUAUAGUAAUUUAAAAAUAAAAUAAAUAUUUAAAAUUUAAAAGUUUUUUUUCAAAACUCUGAAAUCUCUUCAAAAUCCAAAAAAUUUGUAACAAAUCUUUUUAAGAUUUACUCAAAUCUUGGAUUUUAUUGCAUUUACUCAAUCUUGAAUUCUAUCGUAUCUUUGACUUAAUAAGCCAAAUAAUAUAUUUCUUGAAUAAACGUUGAUAUAUCUAACUGUAAGAAGAUUUGACAAUAAAAGUAAUUCUAUAAAAGUGAGGAUUCUUGAAUAAUACUAUUAAGAAAAAAAUAUAUCUCUUGCCAAUUUGUCUUAAAGGCUACAUUUUCAAAAUCACAAUAUCUCUGAUAGUGACCACAUAGGAGUAUUUAUAAAUUUUAUAAUCCAAAAGGUCAAGAAAAUGGGCGGAAAGCUGAAUGGGUCUAAACCAAACACACACAUAACUAUGAAGGUUUUGUCUGCUUUAUAGAUUCUCCGUAUCCUGUCUAAACAACAAUUGGAUAAAGUACAUAGAUGUUCGGUCUUUUCACAAAAACCCAUAGAGAAAAACACAGAGUCCUCUGCUUCGUCAAUUUCAAUGGAGAAGAAGAAGAAUGGUGUGCGAGUGAUUCUCUUCCCGUUGCCAUUACAAGGCUGCAUAAACCCUAUGCUUCAGCUCGCCAACAUCCUUCACUCACAAGGCUUCUCAAUCACUGUCAUCCACACGCGGUUCAACGGUCCAAAAGCUUCGAACCAUCCUCUCUUCACCUUCUUAGAGAUUCCAGACGGCUUGUCUGAAUCCCAGAUCAACGACGAGCCUACCUCUAAUGUUAUGUCUCUCCUCGCGCAAAUCAACGUCAACGCUGAGUCCCCGUUUCGUGAAUGCUUGCAGAAGCUGUUGCUUGAAGAAUCAGAGAAGGUUAGCUGUUUGGUCGAUGAUUGUGGAUGGCUCUUCACACAAUCUGUCGCAGAGAGUUUGAAUCUCCCGAGGCUUGUUCUCUCUACUUUCAAAGCCACUUUCUUGAAUGCUUAUCCUAUUCUCCCGCGUAUCCGAACCAAAGGCUAUCUUCCAGUUUCAGAUUCGGAAGCAGAGGACUCUGUUCUUGAGUUCCCUCCGCUUCUAAAGAGAGACCUGCCAAGGAUUUUCGGAGAAGACGGAGAGAAACUCGAUCCAUUCUUAGAUACUAUCGUCGACACGACGAUGACAUCUUCAGGUCUAAUAUUCAUGUCCUGCCAAGAGCUGGAGAAAGAUACGUUGACUCUCUCCAACGAAAUCUUCAAGGUUCCAGUCUUUGCGAUUGGUCCGUUUCACAGCUACUUCUCCGCUUCGUCUAGUAGCCUUUUCAGACAAGACGAGACUUGCAUUCAUUGGUUAGAUAAUCAAGAAGAUAAGUCCGUUAUCUACGUGAGUCUAGGAAGCGUUGUGAACAUAACGGAAUCAGAGUUUUUGGAGAUUGCUUGGGGUUUAAGCAAUAGCAAACAGCCUUUCUUGUGGGUGGUACGACCCGGUUUGGUCUUAGGCGCAGAGUGGAUCGAGUUACUCACCGAAGAGCUCGUGAGGAGCCUUGAGAAAAAAGGGAAGAUAGUGAAGUGGUCUCCACAACAGGAGGUUCUUGCGCACCGAGCCGUUGGUGGGUUCUUGACACACAAUGGUUGGAACUCGACGCUGGAGAGUAUAUGCGAAGGGGUUCCUAUGAUCUGUUUGCCUGGAGGUUGGGAUCAAAUGCUGAACGCAAGAUAUGUGAGCGAUGUUUGGAGGGUUGGUAUUCAUUUGGAGGGUAAGAUCGAGAGGAAGGAGAUCGAGAAAGCUGUGAGGAUGUUAAUGGUUGAAAGUGAAGGAGAAAAGAUUCGUGAGAGGAUGAAUGUUUUGAAAGAUGAGGUUGGGAGAUCGGUUAAAGAUGGUGGCUCGUCUUUUAGGUCUAUAGAAGCCCUAACGAAUCAUAUACUAUCGUUGUAAUAAUGGGAAUAUUUAGCAAAAAAAAACACCUAAACAUUCCUCCAAAAUGCAAAAUAUUCACAAUAAUGUUUUGAUUGUGAAAUAACCUCUUUAUGUCAAAAAAAAUUUGCUUAAGAUGUAACAAAAGCUAUAUAUAUAUUGCAAGUGAUGUAAUCGAAAACUUUCAAUAAACUUGUUUGUAACAACA